AUGGCCACCGCCGGCCCAUCUACCACGAUCCGUCCAGAUGAUUUCCCCAAAUUCUUCACUAUGGGACGCCGGAGCGGGACCAAGCAAGAUCUUGCUGGGCUCGAGUUCCUGACACACUGCCCCCCCGACCUUCCCCCCCGGCAUCGCAUAUUAGCCCUCCUGGGCAUUACAGACACAGACAACCUCGCUAGUCCUACUGAGGACGGGUGGUUUGCGUCAGACUUCUAUCUGUUUCACUAUCUCUUAUCGCCACAAUUUCCACGACCACCUAACCAAAUAUGGUUGACGUGCGAAGACCCGUCGGCCCUCGUCACAAAAUACCAUGAAUACCUUCAUGGUAACUCAGAAGGUGACCGUCGGGCAGUACUAGAUGGCGAAAGACUUCUUGUCAUCUUAGGGGCUGGAAAUCUACGUCUUGUGCCACGAAAGGACCUCCUUGAGAGAUACCUCAGCACACUCAAAGAGCAAGCGGCCGAAGCGGCUCGCUGGGAAGAGCAUCUAGUCCUGCUGAUCUUUGGACACGGCACCUCAGCCCAUGGGAUAGAGGUCGGAGGCUCUACCAUGCAUAUGGAAGACCUCCGCCAUGUACUGGAACCAAUGUCUCACACCACCAUCUUCACUACGUCGUGCUACUCCGGUGGCUGGCUCGUCCGUCCAGAUAUCAACCAACACCUGCUGAACACCACAGCUAUAACAGCAGCGAGCAACGAGUCUGUAUCAUUGUCGUGGGCUGUCAGCGGAAGUGUUGGGCGUGCCAGCGGUAGCUUAGCCGCCUCCGCCGUUCUACGCUGUCUGAUAGACGCUGAGGAGUUAACCGAGGAGACCACAAGGCAUCCCACCUACAUUGAAUUUUCGAAGUCAGUGUAUGACUGCCUGAAGGGGAUGGGAACACUCGGUAAUUCCCAGGAAAUCUAUUUCUCUGCGGAAAACGACGAGACAAAUGGCUGUCUCUACGACAGGUCCCCCCCCCCCCCCUCCUCGACCGGUGGUCCGGGGCCGGCGAAGACUGGCGGCCGGCGCCUCAAACGCCUGAAGUAUCUCGCAGAAGAGUACUUUGCCGCAAAGCCAGGUCUGAAUGAAGCCGCUCCGAAUAUUGGUCUGCACAAUUGUCUCCAAACAGUUCUCAAGGGUGGUACCUACCCGAAAAAAAAGGUAGAUGGCCUGACGGAAACCACGUCGUACAGGCUAGGGGCAAUGUACGAAGCAGACUUUUUAAGGGAGCAGGCAGGGCUGAAGUUCCCCUCAAUCUUCGGCAUGGAGGUUCUCUGGCCACAAGUUACGAAUGAGUCCAACAACCGAGAGUUGUACUCACAAACAUGGAGAUUGCUUCUGAAGCGGGAAAUCUGUACAACUCCAAUUGGGAUCCGCUUGUUUUUCGCUAAACCCGUCCAGUACCUUUCAGUUGCGCUGGUGCAGUCAUCCGCGUCCUGGGAGGUGAUCCAGGGCCAUGUGGAGGCUAUGGCCUCCAAGAAAAAGGCCUGGUUUCGGUUCAUCUACAGGGCUUGGAUGGGAAAUCAAGUCGCCCAUGACGAAGGGGUGGUGAAGAGCAGACGGGCCUUCCUAGAGGCUUGCAAAAAGCUCAGGUAUUAA
This is a messenger RNA of Penicillium antarcticum, 1590 nucleotides long. RefSeq lists its product as uncharacterized. The record is from RefSeq and is a predicted model, not a curated record. Bases 1 to 1590 code for a protein of 529 amino acids. Lineage: Eukaryota; Fungi; Ascomycota; Eurotiomycetes; Eurotiales; Aspergillaceae. The transcript has 3 exons.